Molecule: messenger RNA, 6209 nt
Organism: Nymphalis io (European peacock)
Lineage: Eukaryota; Metazoa; Arthropoda; Insecta; Lepidoptera; Nymphalidae
Product: rotatin-like
Exons: 33
Coding region: 40-6099 (2019 amino acids)
Biological process (GO): centriole replication; ciliary basal body organization; centriole-centriole cohesion
Cellular component (GO): centriole; centrosome; ciliary basal body
Source: RefSeq, a predicted model, not a curated record
ACUAUUUAUAAAUUACAACUAAAUAGUAAUUUAUAUACUAUGUCGCCGGUAGAAUUAUCAUCGGCUUAUAUUCGAAAAUUAAAUCAUCCUAUAAAAGAAAUACGUGAAAGAACAUUACAAUUAUUAGUGACGAAACUUCGCCUAGGAUGGAAACUAGAAGAUGAGUUAGGUGGAACGAGAGAUUUACUUGAAGCCUUACUGGCUUGGUUCCACGUCCAAGAACCUUCGUUGCAAUGUGAAGCUCUGGAACUAUUAAUUACUGUUGUUAAAACUAAAGCAGGGACAUAUAUAGCUAAAGAAAUUGGUAUAGAUAACAUUUUGCUGACUUUAAAUAAAAUAAAACAUAAAUUAUUACCUAAUGCCAUUGAAGUAUUUGAUGAUAUAAUAGAAACUCUUAAUUUUUUGGACACUGUCGAUUCUCAAACAAAUAUUACUAUUCCUCGUCUCAAACUAACUCCAGAGAUAAGUUCAGCCAGCAAUGGAUCAAGUAGCAGUUAUUACACUAUAGGCUUAAAUAAGAUUUCUUCUAAUGGGACUCCAGAUUCAAAUGAAGACAUAGAUAUGUAUAAAACAGAUAAAUGUUAUCCUGAUGGCGUUAAUAUACUACUUUUACCUUGGGUUAAUUUGAGUCCUUCUGAUUUUAAAACAAUUGUUCUGAUCGGGGAUUCAUUAAAAGCUUUGAAAUCAACUCGUAGGUGCUGUCGAUUCAUCAGGGAUGUCUUUUUAAGAGAUUUUCCUGUUGAGAUAUUCUUAAAUCGACCUGUUAUAAUCAAGACAUUAUUAGCUAUAUCUGAUGGAGAAAGUGGAGGACAUCCAGGUGAAGCCUUACAUGCACUUUUAUGCAUAACCCAAUCAUUACAUACAAGAAUCGCGACUUUAUUCUCUUUGGACUUUGUAUCUCAACCAACUAAGGUUUCAGAUGACAACAAAGAGUGUAAUGAUGAUAUAAAUGCAGAGCUGGAACAAUUUGCAGGAAACUUUUCACUACCAGUAGAUGAUGCUUUAGUUACAUUGAGACAGCUGCCAGUUCCGAUAUACACAUUGGAUACAUUACACACUGUACUGACAAUUAUGACACGUAGUGUCGUCUUAGUUGACUCCAAUGACGAUAAUGAUGUCAUUGAUAUGAAUGAUUUUAACACAUGUUUGUGCCUUAUUGAAAGUCUGAUUGAGCUACUGUUGAGAUGUGUCGGUGAGACCUUUUGGGUUCAAGAUCACUCGUCAAAAAUACACAGAGAUAUUGCUCAUAAAGCUUGUAUGAUUAUGCGGAUGUUGGGUGAAUUAAUGACAAAAUUCAAAUCUUCAUGUCACAGAGAUCCAGAGCGCUUGCAUCAUAGAGUGGCGUGGCUGCGUGCAGUGUCAUGUGGCGAACUGCUUCUGAAUUGGACUAGAAACUCAGCUUUGGCGCCCUCUUCGCUAAUAGUAGCUUUACAAGCAGCUCUUAUUGAUCCUGCUUUAGAACUUCUGUACCCAACACUUGCCAAAAACUUGGCCACAGUUAUAUUUAAUUCGAAGUCAUUAGUGGAUCAAGAGUACAAAAGUAGAUAUAGAGAGUUGAAUAAAUUAUUCGUCAGUAUGGACUACGCCGUUCAGUUCAUGAAGCAAAAAGACACAAGCCGAAUAUCUAAGAAUAUCCUAAACUGUAUUAAAAAUGCGCUUCCAAUAUUAUAUUUAAAUGUUGGUGAUAAUUUUUUAAAAGACAUUGCAGUCGUAAUACUAAGAAAGUCGAAAGAUCUGGAUCUCUGUGACAGUGAUUGGUCCGUGGCACGAAGUAUUGCGUUAAAUCUGAUGGCACAUAGCUCACAAUGGGUGCAGGUCAGCUUCUACAAAAUGUUAAGCGAAAUGGUGAAAUCGGUUCUGAUGGGAGAAGACGAAUGUCAAUCCGAGAAUGAGAAAUGUCUGACAUUAAUAUGCGAUGUUGGAAUUUUGACUGAAAUAUGCUGUCAUGGAUUAUCUUCAACCACGGAGGAGGUGGAGAGUAGCGCGAGUGAGAUAGUGCUGUAUGUGCUGCGCGGGCGCCUGGUGCUGUCGGCCGGCUGCUGGUGGCGUCUGCUGGCUAGUCUGCUGCCGGUGUUGCCGCUGCUGCAUGUGUACGCGGCACACGAUACACAGUUAGGAAAAGCAAUCUGCAAAUCUUUGGAGCCCGAUAUAGUUGAUUGCAUGGGAAUUUCGAAGGCAGAAAUGAUCGCGGGCCUCAUUAGACUGUUGUUUGUGAACUGCGCUCCGGUACAGCUGGACGCUGCAUACGCUCUCUGUAGGCAAUUAGAUGACGAUAGAUUUUUGCCACCUCGAGAUUCCCUGCGUUCUGAUAUAAUACUCAAUGCUCUGAGACGCAUCGAACGACAAGAUUUCAAUAUCGACCAAUCCAGCUCGCCGUCGAAGAAUCCACAGACGGCUGGUCUACUUCAAAUCAUUGAAGUAUUAAAACAAGACUUGGUGCUGAAUGAAGAGACAUUGGAGUAUACGGCUCAAAGUAACAGUCGGCCGGCACUCGAGCCAUCCUUACGUCGCAGCACAUUGCAGCAACUGGCCGUGAUGAUGCGUCAGCAGGAAUUGCACGAAACGUUUCUUCAAAGUGAUGGGCUCAAUCUCGUUGUUUCUCUUCUGAGAUUAUCGUUAAUGGUAGAUGAUUAUUUGGCGUUUCCUGAAUGCGCCAUCAGCUGCGUGUCGGUUCUGAAUAGUAUCUGUUUUAUGAGCCGACAUAGUUUAGUGAAAAUAUCGGAUUUACCCUUACUAUUGAUCAGAGUGAUUCUGGUAUUUCCCGCAAACGAUAGCAGCGUGCUGACAUGCGCGCAGGUGCUGUCGCUGGUGGCGUGGGCGGGGUUCGCUCUUCAGGAGCUGGACGCCGCUCGCCGACGCGUCCCGGCCUUACCCCUGAAUGUCACUCAGCGGACAUCCCUGCCCUUUACCGCCAAUAGCUACUGGAGUACCAGUCCCAACACUGAACAUUCAUCUGUCGAAUGGUUGCUGACGGAGGACUCGUGGCGGAGCGCUAUACAGGUUCGUUGGUGGUGGUUGCGCCGUGGUAGCGCUUCGUUGCUCCGCGGCACUUCGCCCCUCGGGCCGGAGGCUCCGCCCCCGCGAGAAGUGCGCUCGCUGCGGUCGGCCAGCGUCCCGCACUCCUGCGCUGGCCUCCUGCUGGCGCUGGAAAAUGCGACGUCGCAUGCACAAGUCAUCGAUGCCUUAAAUAUGUUACAAAGCUAUACAUACCUCGUCCCAGCGUCUCCGACCUGCGCCACCGAACUGGCCGACCUGCCGUGGCACCACACGCGCAGGUUCCUGAGCGCUCCGCCAGCUUCUUCCCGAGACACGACGCUGUUGAUCUCGUUACUGCAAUUUAUUGUUGCCUAUAUGGAUAAUAUGCCAAAAGAAGACGUCUCAUUAUCCUGGAUAAAGACUUCGUUCAUCGGAAGCGACGCCGUCAUAAUAUCCCUGCUGAGUCGAGAACGGCUGUAUCCUCAGCAAACUGCUCAAGAGGAUAUUGAGCUGAUUCAGUUACGCAUUCACAUCGUCAAAGUAUUGCUGAGAUGUGUCCUACUCGUGGAGCAGCAAGGCGACUACAGCUGCAGCAGGAUGGAGAGCCUCCUGAAGAUUUUGCUUAGUUGCCUGGAGAGGAUCGAUUUGAAAAAUUUUCAUAUGCUCGGAUAUCUCAACGAGCUGAUACGCUGCGUAAGAUACGCGACGCAUUCUCGGUACUGCGAGUUAUCGGAGGAGACUCUACUGCAAAGCUUGAAAAUAAUGACGAAUGCCUUGAGCGGAUGCGCGUCCGGCGCCGGUCGCAAGGGGCGCGCCAGUCGCCGCGACGCGCUGCUGGCGCUGCUCGCCCUGCUGCGCCGCGCGCGCCGCCGCCGCCUGGCGCCGCAGAGGUGGAGCGAGUCCUGGGAAGAGGCGGCGCUGCGCGCGACGCUGAGCGCGGCGGGCGCGGGCGGCGCGGAGCUGCGCGGCGCCGCGCUGCACGUGCUGGCGGCGCUCGCGCACCACGCGCCGCUGCACACGCAGAUACUGCAGUACAUUGAAAAAGAAUCGCUGUGCCAGUACGCUAUAGAGAUGUUCUCUCGACCCAGCGAAGCGAACCUCGUGCGAGCAGCUGCGGCCGCGUUACUCACCACUCUCACCUCGAGAACAUCCUCUCACACUCAGAUAUUAGAAAAUGAUAUUUUGCGAUCUAUGGAGGAAGGCUAUUUCUUAGAAGAUUGUACGAACAUACUAGUGGAAUUCCUUAAUGAUAAGGAGUAUAAAAGUUAUCUAGAGCCAAAUGUACCGUUAUCGGUGUUGGAACGUGGAUCAGAAUUGGAGGUGCGUGCACAAAAAACUAACGAAAUACAUUUCUCACCUUUGCUGACAUUUCAAAAGCCUCCACCCACUGCGGGAUUGGUCGUUGCAAUAGCUGACGUCAUCCACAAUAUUACGAUUUAUAAAUCUGCUCCAGUAAAAGCGUGGAAUGAACAAGGUCUUUAUAGGGUAUUGUUCAGAUGCGCGUCGUGGGGCGGCGGUGCGGGCGGCGGUGCGGGCGGCGGUGCGGGCGGCGGUGCGGGCGGGGAGCGCGUGCGCGGCGCGGCGUGCGGCGCGCUGGCGGCGGCGGGCGCGCACAAGUGCGUGCGCAGCUCGCUCGCCGCCGCCAAGGACUGUCUCUAUAACUUGCUGACCACGCUUACACCUAUACAAGACGGGGAAGCAGACGUAGAAUGUAUAUCUGCGCGUACGCAAGCGUUGCGUUUACUUGCCGCCUUGUUGAGUGAGCGUUCGGCCAGCGAAACCGUGUGGUGGGAAUUGAAGAAGAACAACUUGAUGCUCUUCCACCUGUUACUUCAAGCUUUGGAAAGUGAAGAUCAUGAGUUACAAGAAGCAGCAAUGCACUGUAUAGCUCAGCUGGCUCGGUCGUUAUGCCAAAAAAAUUGUAACGACACAUCCAAAGAUCAUUCUUACGUAGAUUUCUUCAACAAUUUUCGAUCACCACACAUACAGGAAACAAAUGACAUACUGUGUGCCGGCGACAGUGCAAGGAACGAUUGUCAGCCGGAGUUCAUUGUUGAGGAGUUUUGUAAGAUUUUGAUGAAUAUGUAUCGAGAUCUCACCGAUAAAAACAAGUGUCUUUCUAGUCAAGACGAGACGUGGUCGCUGGUGUGCUGCAGCCUGUGCUCGCUGCAGCGCGCGUGCGGGCGCGCCCGCGUGUACUGCGUGCACAGGCUGCUCCCGCGCGCGCUCGUCGCCACGCUGCAGACCCUUCGGGACGCGCUCUCGCUGCGAGGAAAACCUAUCGACGUUAUUAAAAAUGCUGAUCAUGAACCAACCCUCAACACUUUAAACUGGGUUUUGACUCUUAUCACCUGCUCGAUGUACGAAUGUCCACCCGCGAAAGAGCUUUUUGCGGAAGACUUGGCCCUCUCCCUAAUCAGACUCUGGCCCUGGUGUAUGAUGACCGAAGCUUUGAGGGAAUCGCUUAUGAGUUUGCUGGUUACCUUCACAAAUGAUUGUUCUAGAGCCUGGUCCAGCAUGUGUAGCUGUGUGGGUGGACGUAGUCUACUCAACGAAGUGUGCUCGCUCGUCAAUCGUGAAGCCGCACGUCCCCGCCCUACUUCCCUCUUGCAGCGCGCACUGCGAAUAUUGAGGCACUGUGCACCCCACCAGCAUUGUAGAACUGUAAUAAUUAAGAACGACAUCCUGUCUCGCAUGAACAAGGUCGGCGGGCGGCGCGGCUCGCCCGACGAGUGGUGCCGGCUGGGCGAGGCGCUGGCGCGGCACGCGGACGGCGCGGCGGCGCUGCUGGCGGCCGCGCGCGGGGCGCCGGCGCGACUGCUGCCCGCGCUGGCGCACGCCGCGCACCAUCAGCGACUGGCGUUCCUGCAGUCGCCUGAUCUUUUGGAGCUGUUGUCGAGUAGCCUCCUGACCGGCGACACUGCGGAGGUCGUGUCGGCGGCGAGAGCGGCGUGGGCGCUGGCGGCUAACAACCACAGGGCUAAACUAGUGCUUCGUAGCGCCGGUAUACCAGUAGCUGUGCAGUCGUCCUUACAACGUUUACAAAAGAACGCUACAGACGAGGCUACAAAGCGCGCCAUCCAGCUCCUAAGAUAUACACAAACCGUCCUACAAGCUACGUGACUAACAUUAAGCAAAUUAUUUCGUCAAUUAUAUACGAAGUUAAAUUCAAUAUCGUUUUGUAUAUUUUUUUUAUGAAUUUAAUAUAAAAUAUACAAUUUUACUUUUAUUUA